CAUGAGGUAGCAUUCUCCUUUUGGGCGUAGGAGAGGGAAGACGUGUGUCACAAAGCUUAUACGAUCACGGCGACAAAAAAUACCCAAAAAGGGACAAAGGAAAGAAAAGAAAGAAAAAAAAAAUCAACGUAACGAAAGAGUGAAUAAAAGAAAAUACGUCCAGAGUUUCAGAUGGAAUAAGUAGAAGGAUAAGCGACAGGUUAUAUAGUAAAUGGCAAUUCAGUUAUAUAAACAUUUACAUUAAAAGCAAAUUUGUAAACGAGAUGGGAGGAACGACAGGGAAUUGUCUGACGCGGGUGAGCAGCGCCAUCGCGGGAGCCCUCGAGAGGUUCUUCUACACGUACGGCAAGAGCGUGGCUUCGCACCCCAAGAAGUACAUACUGGGAUGCGUCCUGAUUACAGGUGUCUGCUGCCUCGGGUUUGCUAACUUCUAUAUGGAGAACCGCCCGGAGAAACUUUGGAUUCCACAGGACUCAGACUAUGUGUUGACCCUGAACUGGCAGGCCGAGAACUUCCCCAACGACCAGCGAGUGGAACUUAUCCUCUACGAGUCAGAUAACGUGCUCAAAGCUGACUACAUUCGAGAGAUGUAUCGACUGCGAAAGGCUUUACGAGCUAUCGUCGUGCAAAACAGAGGCGGCGAAAACGUUACCCAGGAAGAUCUAUGCUUUAAAGUCCCAGCCCUCGGAGGAACCCAGAAGGACGAACUCAGGGACAUCAAGCGCAAACUCUUCCCCGACCGAGACCCCAGCGAGGACUUCGACUGGUCUCUGGCCUUCGACAAGACCAUCUACUACCAGUUUUACGAAAAGAUGCCCGAGGACUGCCUCGAACUCAGCAUCCUUGAGAUCUGGGGAAAUAAUGAUAAGGCAAUCGAAGACCUUACAGAUGAGGAGGUACUGCAUGAGAUCAACACGGCGAACAUGAGUGUAACUUACGCAUACCCCCUGGAUUUCCAAGCUUUUCUGGGAGGUAUAGAGAGAGACGAAUCUGGGUUGGUGGUCGGCGCUAAAACAACACUGACUCAGGUCGUCAUGAAAAUCAACCGCACAGAGAUUGACUUGGGGAUGUUGACAAACGACGCUGGACUAGCGGAUGAGGUGGACAUGGCGUUGUACGACUGGGAGGGCGAAUUCAUCUCCCUUCUUCGGAACGACACAGGCCGGCCGGAGGGACUUGAGGUAUACCUGCAGGCGGAAAGAAGUUUUGGCGAAAUCAGCGGAGAAACAAUACUGGGAGAUGUUGCCUUCCUCGUUAUAGGUAAUAUUAUAUUGUUCGUCUACGUGCAACUGAUGCUUGGCAAGUUCAACAUGGUCGAGACUAGGCCCGUCCUCUCCUUACUAGGACUUCUGGCUACCUUCAUGGCCGUCGGGGUGUCCUUCGGCCUCUGCUCCGCCUUCGGGAUUGCCUACGGUCCUGUGCACUCCAUCCUGCCCCUGCUAAUGCUGGGUCUAGGAGUGGAUGACAUGUUUGUUAUUGUCCAGUGCUGGCAGAAUCUCAGUCAUGAGAGCUUAAGGAAAAGAGUGGGCUGCGCACUUCGUCACGCCGGGGUAGCCAUUACCGUCACCUCGCUCACAGACUUCGCUGCCUUCACGAUCGGCGCCUCGACCGUCCUGCCAGCCCUUCGGUCUUUCUGCAUCUACUCCGCGCUGGGUGUGGUUGCGCUGUACAUGCUCCAGGCCACCUUCUUCGUCGCGUGGUUCGCCCUCGACCAGAGCCGCCUCGAAGACCACCGCAACGGACUCUUCUGGUGCUACAAACACAAAAAUUGGACACCGAACAAAUGCUCCCAGUACGACCUGUGUCAGAUGUUCUUCGAUAAGAUCUACUCCAAGUACCUGCUGAAGAAACCUGUAAAGGCUCUCGUACUGGUCGUCACAGCUGUCGUACUGGGCACUAGUAUCUGGGGCGUCACGAACCUGAGGCAGGAAUUCAACCCCGUUUGGUUCAUUCCACAAUCUUCAUACCUUUUCCAGUUCCUGUCUCGGGCCCAGACUUUCUACCCAGAAGCAGGUGAGGGUGCAAGGCAAACGUGGCUGGAAGAAUAUAUUCAUCUAUUUUUACUAAUAUAUAAACCUAAAAAAACAAAAAAGUUAUUAACUCCAUUAGUGGUUUACUUAUUCCGAGAACUGCCGAAGAUUGGGUACCUGACUCAGUCCAUGAGAGAGAAUGAGUACAUUUCCAUCGUAGAUUCUUGGUAUGACCUCAUGGUUGACUAUACCAACAAGAGCACUGGUGAAGACAUCACAGGACAGCCACUGAACGAGAGUUUCUUCAACAUGGCCAUGUCGGAAUUCCUGUACUCCCCAUCAGGCUCUCGCUUCCAAAAUUACUUUCAUUUCGACGGCAAUUUAACUGCAAUGGAACCUGCGCCCCCGAUACUCGCCAGCAAAUUCGACUAUAGCCACAGAUCUCUGGAUGGAUCAGCUGAGCAAAUUUCAGCGAUGGACCAGACGAAGGAAUUGGUCAAGAACGCAAAUUUUUCAGAUUUCGCAGCCCCGAUCGCCAUGAUGUACAGUAGUUGGGAAACGGAUAAAAUCAUCGCAUUUGAACUUGUCCGAAACCUUUGUCUGGCGCUGGUGGCAGUGUUCGUCAUGACACUUAUCCUUAUAGCCAACAUAAUGUCUUCAGUCUAUGUACUCUUGUGUGUUUUGCUUACCCUUGUCGAUGUCAUGGCCCUGAUGACCUGGUGGGACCUGACUAUCGACACCGUGUCUUGCAUCAACCUGGUCCUUUGUAUUGGCCUCUGUGUCGACUACUCGGUACACAUAGCGCUCCACUUUAUGCAGGUAAAAGGAACGAGAGACGAACGUGUUCAGCGGACGGUGAAAGAGAUGGGCCCAGCGGUCAUAAACGGGGCCUUCUCUACGUUCCUGGCGUUCAUCCUCCUCGCCAAUUCGGAUUCUCACGUGUUUGAGUCGUUUUUCAAGAUCUUCUUCGGGGUGUUCAUCUACGGGGUGUUUCAUGGACUGGUCUUCCUCCCCGUCCUCCUCAGCCUCAUCGGACCGGCGCCCUAUGCCCACGACCUCCAUGCCCCUCCCGAAAACAUCGAGGUCGAGAAACGUUCCAAAGACGUUCUGGUGAUCGAUGGCAGGACUUAUUCGCAGAAAACUGGAAGUACUUGAAUGCAAUGAAAGUAUUCCUGAUGCGUCGCCUGUGAAGAAUCCCAUGGAAAAGUAAUCGUUUUGCAGAGAUAAUUGUCUACAUGUAAGAUGUGGCAGCAUGCAUUAAGAACCUGAAGAAAGACAUAGUAUAGGACUUAAGAGCAAAUUUUAAAUGGUACUGAUUGCUAUUAAACUCAUUAAAAUUUGUAUUUGGAGUGUAAACUAUUUUCUCAUUUUAAGUACCAUGAUCAUACACAUAAUCACAAACUGAAGCAAAGAUUAGUUCUUUGUAAAUGAAAACUUGACUAGGAUGUAAGUAGAUAAUUUAAAUUGCUUCAUAUUUAUGUCAUAUUUAUUAGUAAUAAAAAUCUAAAUACAGAAA
Molecule: messenger RNA, 3486 nt
Organism: Penaeus monodon (black tiger shrimp)
Lineage: Eukaryota; Metazoa; Arthropoda; Malacostraca; Decapoda; Penaeidae
Product: protein patched homolog 2-like
Exons: 22
Coding region: 264-3125 (953 amino acids)
Cellular component (GO): membrane
Source: RefSeq, a predicted model, not a curated record